UUCCAAACUCUAAUGCGAGAACCACCAUGCAAGGCUGAGCCUCUUCAUCAACCCUCCCCAUUGACUUCCUCCUCAACGGCCUCGGGUGAGAUCAAUUCAAGGGCAGCAGUGUCUUCGAAGGCGAACAAUCCCUUCUUGAGUGGGAUCUACACAAAAUGGUCCAAUCGCUGGGUCUGCCCAUGUGCUCGAGAAGCCUGUAUACAUGGUGUUUCACCCUGUUUUGCUUGGGACUCCUGGCUCUACUGUACGUCAGGCUAUUGAGGGAUGAUCUCAUCUUAGUUCUCGGUCGAGUCGAGAAACAUCCGGCUAGGCGCAAACAUAACGCACUGGUUCUGGCGAAGACUAGCUCUGAAGAUGUCACCUGGGCUUAUGCUCUCAAGCCCCAUUGGAAACCUUACAUCUACACCUCCGACAAAGAGCCUGGAUACCGCCCUAUCCCGGCGAACAAGGCCCGCGAAGGCAUGGCAUACCUGACGCACAUCAUUGAACACUACGACUACCUUGCGGAUGUUACGGCCUUCAUGCAUGCCUCUGCCACUCAGUGGCAUAACGAUGUCGGCGACACAGCGUCGUCCGCUCUGCUUCAAAAACUCAGCCUGGACGCCGUGAAUAAGGCUGGGUAUGCGAAUCUCCGCUGUGAGCACCGCCCAGGAUGUCCCGUAGCCGUGCGCCCCUUUGAUCCAGCCAUGGAGUCAAACCAUAACGUGGUGUAUCGCAACUUCACCUCAAUCUACAUGGAUAUGUUCUCCGUGCCGCGGGAGCAGGUCCCUACCGAGAUCGGUGGGGUCUGCUGUGGUCAGUUUGUGCUCACAAGGGACCGGAUCCGGGAGCGGCCACGAGAUGACUAUGUGCGAAUGCGCGACUGGGCUCUGGCGACCGAUAUGGAUACUUUUGCAGCGGGGUCAGUCUUCGAGAUGCUCUGGCAUAUCAUCUUUCUUGAGCAGCCAGUUUCAUGCCCCGAUGUCCAACAGUGUUAUUGUGAGCUUUAUAAUAUUUGCCCAGAGAUCGAUUCUGGCUCUUGAACCACAACUUCCGCUUUGGCACUUUGUUGGACUAAAACUCCGGCGUAAGCUGAGUAAGGUCUUAUGGAUUCUCCUGAUGCGACCAUCAGUAUUGAGUUGGCGACAUGCGUAUGCGUGUGAGACUGUUGCGUUCGACUCAUCACCCGCCAGUAACUAUGGUAUUACUACACAGCCUCGCAGGAUUCAGCUGUUCGGGCCUAAAGGACGCCUGACCGCUCCAAGCAGCCUCUUUCGCCUGCAUUAUGUCAGCGCGCCGGCCUCGCCAUGCCAGACUUAUCAGUCUGCAUCGCCUUUGCGAGCAGAUAAAUUGAUCGUCGACGGAGGCACUGUCUACUCGGGUAGUUUCUCCUUAUUGC
Aspergillus welwitschiae is the source of this 1378-nucleotide messenger RNA. Its product is annotated as DUF3431 domain-containing protein. The record is from RefSeq and is a predicted model, not a curated record. Bases 156 to 1022 code for a protein of 288 amino acids. NCBI's taxonomy places the organism in Eukaryota, Fungi, Ascomycota, Eurotiomycetes, Eurotiales, Aspergillaceae. The transcript is spliced from 4 exons.